AUAACAGUCGUGUAGAUGAUGUUUUCUCUGUUUUUGCUCUUUCCUUACACAGGCACAGUGAAGUUUCAGCCAUCUCUUUGGCCCUGGGACUCGGUGCGUAACAACCUGCGCAGUGCCCUGACGGAGAUGUGUGUACUCUAUGAUGUGCUCAGUGUGGUGAAGGAGAAGAAGUACAUGGCCUUAGACCCAGUGUCUCAGGAUCCGGCAGCUGGCAAGACCCCCCAGGUGUUCCAGCUGAUGAGUAAAAAGAAAUCUUUGGCCACAGCAGCACAGCUCCUCGUGAAGGGAGCGGAGAAACUCAAUAAGUCCGUAGCAGAGAACAUGGAGAACAGGAGGCAGAGGGACUUCAACUCUGAGCUGCUGCGACUCCGCUCGCAGUGGAAACUACGCAAAGUGGGAGACAAGAUCCUGGGAGACCUCAGCUACCGGAGUGCAGGUUCUCUUUUUCCUCAUCAUGGCACGUUUGAGGUGAUCAAGAACACAGACAUUGAUCUGGACAAAAAGAUCCCGGAGGACUACUGCCCCCUUGAUGUCCAGAUCCCCAGUGAUUUGGAGGGAUCUGCUUAUAUCAAGGUGUCCAUCCAGAAACAAGCUCCAGACAUCGGUGAUCUGGGAACCGUCAACCUGUUCAGGAGACCGCCAAAAACCAAAGCUGGCACCCAGGCGUGGCAUGUGAAGCUUGAGGCGGCUCAGAACGUUUUGCUCUGUAAGGAGAUCUUCGCCCAGCUGUCCAGAGAAGCUGUCCAGAUUAAAUCCCAGAUCCCUCACAUUGUUGUGAAGAAUCAGAUCAUCUCGCAGCCCUUCCCAGGUCUGCAGCUCUCCAUCUCACUGUGCCACUCCACGGGAGAGAAGAAGAACCAUCGGGCGUCUCCAGAGAAACCCAAACCAGACGACCACCUUUACGUACUGGAACACAAUCUACACCAAAUGAUGAGAGAGUUCCACAAGCAGCAGCUGAGCUCUGUGGUGAUGCCACAUCCUGCCAGCGCCCCCUUUGGACACAAACGCCAGCGCCUCGCCGGGCCCAUGGCCUACGAUAAAGCUGAAAUCUCCAGCUUGCAGCAUAACGAGGGUCUUUUGGAGAAGAUCAUCAAACAGGCCAAACACAUCUUCCUACGUAGCAGGACGGCACGGACCAUUGACAGCCUGGCCAGCCGCAUAGAAGACCCCCAGAUUCAGGCUCACUGGUCCAAUAUCAACGAUGUGUACGAGUCCAGCGUCAAGGUGCUAAUCACCUCUCAGGGCUACGAGCAGAUCUGCAAGUCCAUUCAGCUGCAGCUGAACAUCGGUGUCGAGCAAAUCCGAGUGGUGCACAGAGAUGGACGUGUUGUCACACUGUCACACCAGGAACAGGAACUGCAGGACUUCCUCCUCUCACAGAUGUCACAGCAUCAAGUACAUGCAGUUCAGCAGCUGGCCAAAGUGAUGGGCUGGCAUGUCCUAAGCUUCAGUAACCAUGUAGGCCUGGGCCCAGUGGAGAGCAUUGGAAAUGCCUCCGCUGUCACUGUUGCCUCUCCCAAUGGAGAAUACGCCAUCUCAGUGCGUAAUGGUCCAGAGAGUGGGUGCAAAGUUUUGGUCCAGUUCCCACGCAGCCAGACCAAAGAGCUGCCGAAGAGCGACGUCAUCCAGGAGGCCAAGUGGAGUCACCUCAGAGGGCCGUGCAAAGAGGUCCACUGGAGCAAGAUGGAGGGACGAAACUUUGUGUACAAGAUGGAGCUCCUCAUGGCCGCACUGACUCCCUGUCCUUAGAUCCAGCCUCUCGUACACAGAGCCAUGGUUUAUAGAUAGUUACACUGCAGUGAACUGGACAACCAACCACUCCCACAUAGGAUCCACAUUGUGUAGAGAUUUUCAGCCACAGCAUUUGUGUUUUAAAAUCUUUAAGUGAAAGCAGCACAUUACAGGCCUCUUUGUCAAAAACUUCAUGUGCACUUCUUUUUUUUUUUACACACCUCAUGAACUUUUUGAAAACUGCCGUAAACUCCUUUCCACCUCCGAUAGUGUCUGCUGCCGGCUUUGUUUUUGACAAUGCAAGGGGUGGGUUGUAUAUUACAUAUACCUCAAACAAUUUGAUACUGAAUAAAAGCAGUCUAUGUAUUUGUGCUGAUUUAUAAUGUCAUAAGAAUAAAGUUAUGAAUUACAUGUUUUCUAACAA
Messenger RNA from Morone saxatilis (striped sea-bass), 2155 nucleotides. It is a transcript of the gene med17, whose product is annotated as mediator complex subunit 17. Gene Ontology annotation, biological process: regulation of transcription by RNA polymerase II. The transcript has 11 exons. The record is from RefSeq and is a predicted model, not a curated record. Lineage: Eukaryota; Metazoa; Chordata; Actinopteri; Moronidae. Gene Ontology annotation, molecular function: transcription coregulator activity. Gene Ontology annotation, cellular component: mediator complex; core mediator complex. Bases 16 to 1749 code for a protein of 577 amino acids.